Messenger RNA from Haliotis rufescens (red abalone), 4734 nucleotides. RefSeq names its product tumor necrosis factor ligand superfamily member 10-like. The transcript is spliced from 4 exons. The record is from RefSeq and is a predicted model, not a curated record. Gene Ontology annotation, molecular function: tumor necrosis factor receptor binding. Bases 272 to 1294 code for a protein of 340 amino acids. Gene Ontology annotation, biological process: immune response. NCBI's taxonomy places the organism in Eukaryota, Metazoa, Mollusca, Gastropoda, Lepetellida, Haliotidae. Gene Ontology annotation, cellular component: membrane.
ACCGCGAGCGACUCCACGCUUGAGAGGCUUUCAGUGUGAGGAGAGUAAACGAUCACUGCUCUCACAGUAGUCGGUCAGCUAACUUGGGUCUCUCUCCCUUCACGGAUUACACACGGGAGGAUAUCGCCAGAUUCAACUCAACCAGCUGACGCUUCCUCGUCUAUUCCAGAUUGAUCCCGCCUCAGUCGUUGAGUAGGCCGGCGUUCGCGCAUGUAGAAGCGUUGGAUUGACAGAACGCGGAGAGUAGGCACUAGCGUGGCACCAGAGUACCAUGACAGAUCGGGACCCCGAUUCUUCCAGGAAUUUGUUGGAAGGCAAACAGAACAAUCUCCACAGAGUUAACAACUGCGCCAUGAAGUCGGAAAAAUAUCUCGAGGACUAUGAACGCUUGAGGUCCAAAUUGGCCCAAAUUACGUGCUAUCUGUACGGUUUGGCAGCGGUUGUUGUAGCCGGGAUGUUGAUCCUCAUCGUUAUUGUAGCCGUAUUGUAUGGGAAACUGAGUUAUGAUGUGGCGCACCAUUCACACCAGCCCAAGGUGGGGGAACAGAUCGCCAAAAUUCUUGAACGAGGAAAAUUAUGUUUACCGUGCAAUGAACUCAGAUUGGGACCAAGUCCCGAGGAAGAGAAUAUGCUAAACAAGUUCACACGAGAAGAACAUGACAACGUGGAAAAGUGUUGUGUUGAAACCCCCUCACAACUCUUAGAAUUACUCGAACUGUUCAUCGAGAGGACGUACAGAGAAGAAAUGGCUAAAGGCAAUAUCAAGAUCCCCAGCAGCAGCAUGGGGUCGGCCACAGACGUGGACAGGCCUGCCGCCCAUCUGAUGGGGGAUGUUCAACGCAUGGACCAAACCCAAGUUCCAGGCAAGCAGUUCCCCAUCUCGAGUUGGAUCUAUUCCACAGACCUUGCCUUCAGCGACCACGUCAGCUACCGACACGGCCGCAUUGUGGUUCCCACCGACGGCCUCUUCUACGUCUACAGCCAAAUCUCCUUCCUCGAGGUUUUCAACGUCCGCAAUGACGGUAGCAGCAGCUCCUACAGCACGGAGUCCCCCUCCCUCUCCCACUAUCUCUACCGCUACAACAUCAUUUACCCUCACGGCGGCGAGGAGACACUCAUCCAGAACUCCAUCACAAAGUGCUGGGGACAGAACAAGGCCUUUGGGGAGUACACCAGCUACCUGGGGGCUGUGUUCCAUCUCCGCCAAGGAGAUGAAGUUUUUGUGAAGGUCUCUAACAUCACCAUGGUCUCGAGGGACCCUAAGUCUAACUAUUUUGGCCUGUUCAAGCUCUGAGGUUGAACAUGACUGCAUGCUACGUCUGUGAGUUUGCGUGAAGCUACUUCUGAAUGGCGUAUGAGUGAAUGAAUAUGUGUGUGUGUGUGUGUUUGAAUUGAAUCUAAUUCUGUGGGAUGCGUGAGAUAUUUUGAAAAAAAUGCUCUAUUUCUAGGUGAUCUUGUCAUCGCUAUAUGCAUGUAAAAAAGUGCAAAGAGUUGACGUUCGUUUAUGAAAAUAUUCGAAUUCGAAUCCAUUGUAAAAAUACCAUUGUUUCUAAUGCUCUAUUAUGUUGUUGAUUGUUGUUCUGGUUAGCGGAGGACUAGCUAGGAGUAAUACAUCCUGUGUAACGUUGCCAUCAGGGCUGCGGCACUCGUCAGCGUCAAUGUUACAGGUCUUUGUUGAACAGGCGUUAUCGUAACACAAAGCAAGGACGUGGCAUCUCAAGUCAGUCAUUACAUCAUCCCCAAUCACGCUGUCUCGAGAGUAUGAAGUCUAAGUCUUCAAUGGGCAUUGGCCAAGGUAAGAGGCCGUUGCUAGGCAUAUAGAAGACGGUCAUCAGAUUCUAAGUCCAUUAACUGCUGACAAUGGUGCUUGUUACUCGUUCCCAGAUCCCUGUUCGCAUUUUCUGUCUCCACUCUGCCAAAUUACACCAAAUUUGCAGGGGGAUCCUUUGUCCUCUAUUUUGACUCCGUACAUUUGCCGGCUACCGACCGUCUGUAUAUUUUGUGGACGUAUUUAUCAGCUUCGUUAGGUCCGUGGUUGACAAUGGUGAUUCCUGGUUAGAAGUCCCAGCAACCUAUGCAGGUCAAAAUAGGCGACAAAAUGGAUCGGUGGUCGGGCUCAGUGACUGGGUGGAUAGUGUGUUUUGUUCCCCGAUAAUUACAGUCCAGUCAUAUUGCUGAGUGUGGCGUUAGAUACAACUAGUACGUGGUACUGACGUACAUCGUGUACAUUUUACCCUAAAGUCAUUGCAUUACAGGGGGAAACAUAAGGAUACAUCAUCGACGUGUGUCUAAACCUACCUCCCCAAUCUGGCAUUCUAUUUCACUAGCGGAUUUUAAGUUAGAGUGAAUGUUAAUUAUCAAGCGAAUGAUAGUUAUUAAGUUCCUUUGUUGGUGGGAUCUGGCGUUCCUAAUAAUAUUGAUCGAUAAGAUUUCGGAACUGAUCAGUUAAGACAUAAUUCCACAUCUGUUUCGAAUCUACCGAUGACCAAUUGCUAUAUCGGCGCUGCGGAGACUGUGUCCACAACACAAUCUCUGAACUCAUUUUACCACUGGCAAGAGUCGCUCCAUCUUCUGUGACCACGAAUGCCAGGUUAGUUAAGGAAAUCACCAUGUUAUCGUUAAACAUCAGUCUGAAUCUCCCUUGGGGCAUCUGUUCAUAUUACUUGACACACGUUAAGGUGGCCUCAAUCCCCUUUUAUGACGGAGAAGAAAUCAUGCUGUAAUUUGUUAAGGCAAUUCGCCCGUUCGUUGGCUUUCCCUUGUCUCUGGUCAUGUGUUUAAACCUUGGACGGUAAAGCAUGAGGUUCAUGUCCUUAACGAAGGUAGUUUUUGUUUUGUUAACGUCAAAUGUGUAUUGUUAUUUACAUACUGCAUUAUGCUGUAAUUCAGUGAUGUACUCUCAGCAUCCAAUAGUUAUCUGUAUUGGCUGAACUAUAAUGUAUAGUGUGAAAUGAUUUUUUUGAUUAAACAUGUGUAUCAUUGCUCAUAUACACGUUUAAUCUGCCCAUCGCUGCAUUAUCACAUGCCUAUGAAACAGCGAUAACGUAAUGUAUUUUAUGAAAUUGUUGACUGUGUAUUGUAAAUAGAUAUUUUGUGAAAUGCUUUAAAAUUUGCAUUUUGGUCAAGAUAAAAAAAUAAUAUAUUUGAGUUGGAAAUGAUUGUUUGUUGAACCUAGAAGCUGCUUGUUUAUAGAAAACAAAUGUUUCCAUAAAAAAACUACCCCAGAUACCUUCCCCUAUUAACUGUCAUGCCCAACAUUAUUUAGUGUAUAUGAUUAUGAUAUGUAUCGACCUCAUUUUUGGUCAAUUUAAUAAUUAAUCAAUAUUUAGAUCAAUCACACGUAGAACUAAUUGAUAACGAGAAACGCAUAAAAAACGUCCAUGGUAUACCGAAGCUUCGAUAGCAUCAACAUUAAAACUCUAUAUCAGUAUAUCAAAGUAUUCAUUUCAUUGGGGAUUACUUAUCAAUGGUGUUCAAAUUGAUAUGCACAAGUAUUCAUUCAUCUAACGUGUUCUUUGUGUGAAUGCUGCCCUGUAUGUGUUAUUAACGUUUUUUAUUUUAUAGUUUUGUAGGCGCCCAACAAAACCAAUGAAUCUCCUUGUCAUAAUAGAAUGCUAGUCUACCUAUAGUUCUCUAGGUGGUAUUUAUAUCUCUCCAAUUCUAUUGGUUGCAUUGCUCACGUGACCAUUAACCUUGACAUUGUAAAUAACGUCGCUUCAUUUUUCGCCUUGUGACGUCAUAUAAGAUCUCCACAAUGGUUGCAGUAGGGUGUUCAGAAAAUUACAUUCCAGCAUCCUGCUCUUAUAAUGUGUUCCAGAAUUGCUUUUAUUCAUGAAACCAUUGUAUUCUCUAGUAUGUGUAAUUAUGGAUUUAUUUUGGCUACUAUUCUGGUGUUUGUUACUCUAAAUCCCCUUGAUGACAAUAGCAAGGGGUCGUGAAUGUUUAUUACUGCCCAUUACGCAUGAUUUUGGUUGUUCCAAACCGUUUGUGAAAUAACUAUCUUUUUAAGGAUUCCACAGACGGAUGCGAUAGCGUUCUAAUUACGUUGUCCUUUGUUCUUCACGCGAUUGAUAGUAAAGUGUAAAGUUAGUGCUUGAGAUAACUUGAGAUACCGUAUUCGACGUAAUAAGCGCCCCGCUCUAAUAAGCGCCCACGGCGAUAUUUGCUAAUAUAUUGGCUAGUGAACAAUCCCAAUUAGCACCCUUUCCGAUUGAUCAAUGUACACAAUACUUAAUUAUUCGUGUAUAAUACGCACUCGUGCGUUAUAUGCAUCCUUAAUUAUGGGCAAUUAAAUUCUGGAAAAUAUAUCUGUCGUGUAUCAUACGCACAGACUUUUGUUUUGUAUCAUUUCAGGCUGUUAGCAUAAACAACGAAAUUAACGAUCUGUUUUUUUCUCACCAAAAUUAUAUUCUAAUAAGAGCCCCCUAUUUCUAAUUUUGAGAGCGCCCUGGGCGCUUAUUGUGCCGAAUACGGUAAGUUGUCGUCAGUACUUACAUGGGCGACCAUCGAGGAAGACUUGUGACGCAUCCUGGGAGUGUCGACUAGCUGAAACAAUGCUGAAACUAACGCAUAAUACCCCAGACUAAAACUGUGAAGUUAAAAAAUUGUUUGUCAUUAAAGUGUAUAUCUAUGCUUGGCCUAGUUUUGAUGUUUUUUUGAUCUGCAACAUUUGUCAAAAUGUUAAAAUUGACAUGUGAUAUUUUUGUAAUUAAAGUCUUUGUGAUAUAAAUCGCU